Molecule: messenger RNA, 3021 nt
Organism: Zygotorulaspora mrakii
Lineage: Eukaryota; Fungi; Ascomycota; Saccharomycetes; Saccharomycetales; Saccharomycetaceae
Gene: CDC15
Product: serine/threonine protein kinase CDC15
Exons: 1
Coding region: 1-3021 (1006 amino acids)
Biological process (GO): protein phosphorylation
Molecular function (GO): ATP binding; protein kinase activity
Source: RefSeq, a predicted model, not a curated record
AUGCCCAUGGAUGACGAUGAACUGAUUAAUUUAACGCCGGCGCAACAAAUGGAUCAGCCUAAUUUGCGCGCUCCUCAAUCGUCAGAUUCUGGGGGAUUGGAUCUUCAAAACGUGCCCAUGGGCCAGGACCAGAAGGCAAGAAUUCAGCGGCAACGCGAACAGCGACAUCAACAUGGGGGACAAGGACGGGCGCGGGGGCAGGAGCAAGCGCAGGGACAAGGACAGGCAGCUCAUGAGAGACGCAGUCAAGUACAGUACCAGUUGAAGCAAGUCAUUGGGAAAGGAUCUUACGGUAUCGUCUACAAAGCUGUAAACAAGAGAACACGACAAAUAGUUGCUAUAAAAGAAGUUAACUAUGACAAUGAUGAGGAACUGACAGAUAUAAUGUCAGAGAUUGAUCUGCUCAAGAACUUGAACCAUAUUAAUAUUGUCAAAUAUCACGGUUUCAUUCAGAAGUCCCAUAAUCUUUAUAUCAUCCUGGAGUAUUGCUCUCACGGCUCCCUGAAAAAUUUGAUAUCCAGAGGCAACGGGCUUGAUGAGAAAAGGGCGAAAAUUUAUGUCAGGCAAACACUGAAUGGACUUCAUUACUUACAUCAACAAGGAGUAAUCCAUAGGGACAUCAAAGCAGCCAAUCUAUUGUUAGAUGAAAAUAAUGUCGUCAAACUGGCAGAUUUUGGCGUCUCUACGCAAGUUAGUACCAUUAUGAUGGCGAUGACUUUAGCGGGUUCCCUGAAUUGGAUGGCUCCGGAGAUCAUCACCAAUAGAGGUGCUACGACACUUAGUGAUAUUUGGUCGUUAGGAGCUACCGUGUUGGAGUUAUUGACGGGAAACCCGCCAUUCCACAAUUUGGUUGAUUUGAAUAUUUAUUAUGCAAUUGAGAAUGAUUCAUUUAUUCCACCUAGUUUUUUGUCACCUCUAGCCCAAGAUUUGCUACUAGCUUGCUUCCAGAAAAAUAUGUACAAAAGGCCGACUGCUGCACAACUAUUGAAACAUAAAUGGUUAAGCACUAAUAAUGAUUCUGAUAAGCUCGAACAAUAUAAAGAAGUGAAUAAUGAUUUCAAAUGGGAUCAAGAUUUCAAAGAAAUUGACAUAAUUACUAAUCGUUUGGAUAAGCUUCAGCAUCAAAACGGAGUUAGUAAGAUAGAAACCAAGGUAACACCGAACUCUAACCUAUCAGUGAUGGAUUUUGCAAUAUCUAAUGAAGAUUUUUUCAAGAAUAUGACUAGUGGAAAAGCAAUAGAUCAAGCAAGGAUAACUGUCUUGUUUAAUAAUUUAUCGCCUCAGGAUUUGGCGCUUAAACUAGUUGAAUUAUCGUUAGAAGAAAGUGUAAAUUCUGAUUUAUUACUGAUUGCCCUAUUUGAAUACGAUAUUAAUUUCAACAACUCCGAAGUUAAACAGUAUUUUAUUAAACUCGGAGGCAUAACAACUAUUUUGAGUAAUAGUUCAAUAAUAGAACUUUUUUUCAUCAAGGAUUCUUUCGAGAAUUUAAUUCAGGCUGGUAUAAUGUUGAAUUGCAAUUUCAAUAAAGUAAAUGAUUCGGUAAAAUUUGAAUUAUCUUUAAAAUACUUGGAGGUUUCAAACUCGGCACAAUUUUGGUGUAAGUGGUGCUCAAAAAACCUAGAUAUAUCAGAUCUUUUGAAGAAAAAUAACGUUUCCAAUAAAUUUGUUCAAGCAAUUAUUCUAAAAUUAUCGUUCUUCAGUGAAGCUUUAUCGUGGUUCCCUCAACAAUUUAUUACUAAUAUCCUCAAAAUAAAGCCUGUGAAAGAAAAUUUCGAUCAACAAUCAUUAUCAGUCAUUUUCAAAGUACUGUCUUCAAUAUUGAUUCAAUUUCAUAAGACCUCUCCAUCAUCUCAGAUUAUUCCCCCAUCGCCAGCUUCAUCAUUGUCGUUAACGACAUCUAAUAUAUCCCCAUCAUCUUCCCCAUCCCCCCCCUCAAGUCUAUCUUCAACAGCAAAAGACAAUUUAAAAAACAGUAGUGUUGUGCGUGAUAGUCCCAUAUCAUCCAUAACUUUGCCAACAAAUUUUUUACCUUGGUUUUUGAGCUUUUUGGAUGAUCCUCUUUUUUAUCAUAUGAAGAAUUUACACCCUUGGAAGUAUUAUGUUAUCGUCCUUUACCAUGCCGUUCAUUUGAACAAAAUAUUGAUCAAAAAACUGAUUUAUAAUGAAAAAUUUCCUCAGUUGAUAUUGAGUAUUUUAAAAAAUUAUCUAAAUGGUGGUUAUUAUCAUAACGAGGAGUGCCUCCCAUCAAUAAUUCAUCAGUCGCUUCCUAUCAUUACCGAAAUGUCCAAUGAAAUUAAAGUUUACAACCCAAUUCUUCUUGAAAUAUCAAUUCAGUUAAUAAGUUUUAGCGAAGUUUGCAUUACUGAUGCAUUAGAAGUUUUGUUCAACUGUUUGCAAUUGUCUCUGCACGACCAUACCCGUUGUUUCAUAAGGUAUUCUGAAGAUGAUAUUUUUAUAUGUUUCAAUGUAAAUGGAUCCAUAAUCAGUUUACCAUCCGAUCAAUUGAUUGGUACUUUUUUUCAAAUACAAGAAGAUAAUGUUCGAUUCGGUAAUUUCAUUACAAGAUUUAUGAAAAUUUGCUCACUGACUCCUCUGGAUUUUAUUUCUCAAGAAAUUAUUCGUCAUUCGAAGUUCGUUGAAAGAUGUAUCACAUUUUUUCAGUUAUACCGAAACAGUCUAUUAAUUCAAAUUGAUUUAUUGAAAUUAAUUAAGUUAAUUUUUAUCCGGUCCUUUGAGUACUUGGAACAAUUUGAUACUGAUGUCAGGGAUGAAAUAGAAAUCAUUCAUUCCAGAUUACAAGAAAUAAUCAAUUUCUUAUCUAAAAAUUGGACGAAGAAUGAAACGGGCCAGGUCGGGCACGAUUCAAUUUUGAUUCACCAGUUAUGUAAUGAUAUUAAGGCUCUAUUGUCCCCCGGGAUGGCAUUUUCUUCACGCCGCACCCCGACAACCACUAUGCUAGAUUUAGAUAAGGAUGGUUUCGUUAUUCCAAGGUUGCCGCCACCUUCAUCAUCUGCGUUCUGA